AUGUUUGUAUUACAAACAAAAUUAAGAAUGAAAAUUAAUUCCACUCAUGUCUUAUAUUUUACUCUGAGUGCAUUUUUAGACACAGGCAUGCUGAGCUACUUUUUCUUCACCAUCAUCCUGUCUCUGUAUGUUCUGAUUAUCAGCUCUAAUGUCCUGCUGAUCGCGGUGAUCUGUGUGAACCGGACCUUACAUGAACCCAUGUUCCUGUUCCUCUGCAGCCUGUUUGUGAAUGAACUGUACGGCAGUUUGGGUUUGUUUCCCUUCCUGCUGGUUCAGAUCCUCUCUGAUGUUCAUAUAAUUUUUGCUCCUCUUUGUCUACUGCAGAUUUUCAUUCUUUAUACUUACGGAAGUGUAGAGUUUACUAACUUAGCCGUCAUGUCUUAUGACAGAUACGUAGCGAUCUGCUGUCCUCUGCAGUAUAACUCCCUGAUGACUUCAAGGAGAAUAGCGAUUCUUAUAUCCAUCAUAUGGUUGCCUCCUCUUUUCUGUGUUGGUUUCACCGUAUUCCUGAGCUCCUCUCUGCAGCUCUGUGGGAACGUCAUCAAUAAGGUUUACUGUGACAAUCACUCCAUCAUCAAGCUGGCCUGUAACGACCCCACAGCCAAUAACAUCUAUGAACUAAUCAUGGCUUUCUUCACAGUCUGUGUUCCUGUUUCUGUUAUCGUCUACACCUACAUGAGGAUCCUUCAGGUGUGUUUCUCUGGGUCCAAACAGACCCGGCAGAAAGCCGUCAGUACCUGCACGCCCCACCUUGCUUCUAUAAUCAACUUCUCCUUUGGUGUUUCCUUUGAAAUAUUGCAGAGCAGAUUUAACAUGAAUACUGCUCCUGGCUUGCUAAGAACAAUAUUUCCAUUGUAUUAUCUCACCUGCCAGCCGCUCUUUAACCCAGUUCUAUACGGCCUGAAUAUGUCAAAAAUACGCAGCAUGUGUAAAAAGCUGGUUCUGAGAAAGAUUUAG
Messenger RNA from Xiphophorus maculatus (southern platyfish), 957 nucleotides. RefSeq names its product olfactory receptor 11A1-like. Gene Ontology annotation, biological process: G protein-coupled receptor signaling pathway. NCBI's taxonomy places the organism in Eukaryota, Metazoa, Chordata, Actinopteri, Cyprinodontiformes, Poeciliidae. Gene Ontology annotation, molecular function: olfactory receptor activity; G protein-coupled receptor activity. The coding region runs from base 1 to 957 and encodes 318 amino acids. Gene Ontology annotation, cellular component: membrane. The transcript has a single exon. The record is from RefSeq and is a predicted model, not a curated record.